ACAGUUGAAAUUGUAAGUUCUGUCUUACCUACGGAAGACACAGAGAGAAACCUCAUUCUCUGCCUUCAGAAUGAAGCUGAUAAAAUGGAAAACCUUACUGAACCUCUGAAUAAGAGGCCUUGUUUGUCCUCAGAGGAUGAUUCUACUCCUUGUGUACAAGCAGUUGCAUUCCCACUACCAAAAAUGGAACAGAGUUUUCAGUUGGCCACAACCUCAGCCACAGAGUUGGCAGAUGAAGAUAUUACUGGGGGAACUAUGCUGCAGUUUGUGAUUUUACAGGAUGACAAACAAGAAAAAGAAAUUCCCUUGGCAAAUAAGGACGAGUCAAUCAUUAGACAAGCAUGGUUAACAGCUAAAGAAGAUAAAGAUAAUCUAAUCAAACAAGGACAUAAAUGGAAGCAGGGAGUGUGGUCUAAGGAGGAAACAGAUAUUUUAAUGAACAACAUUGAAUGCUAUAUGAAGGAACAUGGAGUAGAGAAUGCCACCGAAAUCAUUUUUAAGAUGUCAAAAGGUAAAAGAAAAGAUUUCUACAAGACUAUAUCAUUGGGUCUGAAUCGACCUUUGUUUUCAGUAUAUAGAAGAGUGGCCCGAAUGUACGAUGACAGAAACCAUGUGGGAAAGUACAGCCCUGAAGAAAGUGCGAAGCUCAAGGAGCUUUGGCAGCAGCAUGGUAAUGACUGGACAAAAAUAGGUGCCGCCAUGGGAAGAAGUCCAUCUUCUGUCAAAGACCGCUGCCGACUAAUGAAGGAUAAUUGGAACACAGGGAAAUGGACCGAAGAAGAGGAACAGCUUCUCAGAGAUGUGGUUCAUGAACUGACAUGCACUGAGAUGGAUGAAAAAGUCACACAGGGUGUGUCUUGGGCAAUAGUGGCUCAACGAGUAGGUACUCGCUCAGCAAAGCAGUGUCGUGCUAAAUGGCUCAACUACCUGAACUGGAAACACACUGGAGGAACUGAGUGGACAAGGAAAGAUGAGGUCACUCUCAUAAACAAGCUUUCAGAACUUGAUGCAUCUGAUGAAAAUGAAAUUAACUGGGAUGACUUAGCUAAAGGAUGGGAAAGUGUUCGUUCACCACAAUGGCUGCAUAGUAAAUGGUGGACCAUUAAACGGCAAAUUACAAACCAUAAGGACUUCACAUUCCCAGUCCUAGUAAAAAGUCUUCAACAAAUAUAUGAGAGCCAAAAUGCCAGCCUCAUGUUUUGGAAAAGUAAAUCAGGAUCUGAAUUGUCAAAUAACAAACCUGAUAUGAGUGUUCAACAAGUCCCCUGCGGAGUCAGUGGUGUAGAAGAUGAUAACAGUACAUGCAUCUGACAGGAUUGCAAAUUAUACUCCAAAUUGUUCCUGGUUCUUCAACAGACUACCCUGUGGCUAUUCUUAACUCUGAAACAAUAUCCCUGCCCAAUGAACCACAAUAGAUGUUUGAGA
Messenger RNA from Microtus oregoni (creeping vole), 1425 nucleotides. RefSeq names its product cyclin-D-binding Myb-like transcription factor 1. Gene Ontology annotation, cellular component: nucleus. Gene Ontology annotation, biological process: regulation of transcription by RNA polymerase II. Lineage: Eukaryota; Metazoa; Chordata; Mammalia; Rodentia; Cricetidae. The transcript has a single exon. The record is from RefSeq and is a predicted model, not a curated record. The coding region runs from base 85 to 1311 and encodes 408 amino acids. Gene Ontology annotation, molecular function: RNA polymerase II cis-regulatory region sequence-specific DNA binding; DNA-binding transcription factor activity, RNA polymerase II-specific.